AUGCUAGGGUUUGAAACAGAAUUUAUUGAGACCACAGAUAAAUUAUCUGAAAAAUUGGUUAAAUUGCUAGUUGAAAAGAAGAAUUCUGAUGUAAUUGAAGAUGACAGAAGGAUUCAUGUACUGUCCAGAUCCCGUUCUAGAUUUGCUGCACCUGUAGCGAAAGAUGAAGUGUUAUCGAUGGAAUUUCAUCCAGCUGGUAGCUAUUUAGCCUAUAGUAGAAUUGACGGUUCUUUAACCGUAUGGAGUUUAGAAUAUGAGAGUUUUACUAAGUGCAAAAGAAUAUACUUGGAAGAUGCCUGUGGAGCAGAUAAAGCUAUUCACAGUAUCUCAUGGAAUCCGUAUCAUAUUGGACAAUUUGCUACUUCUUCAAAUUCUAAUUCUGUAAUAAUUUGGAACGUAGAUUUUAACAAUAAUCAUUUAUCUGUAGUGAAAAGGAUAAAUAUUGCUAAAAAAUUGAAAAUAUACAAUUGUCUUUAUGAUAAUUCUGGGAAAUAUUUAAUAACGGUGACUAAAAACGAAGAAUUGCAUUUAUUCGAUACAACUAAGGAAUAUUCAUUGAAGGCUGUAUUUAAACUUAAUAAUAAUUCAAAUGAGGAAGAUUUAAUCAAAUCAAUAUGCUGGAGUAAUUCUAGCUCACAUAUUUUUAUAGGUCUAGGAUCUGGUAAACUCAAAGUAUUAAAAGUGAAUGAAGAAGGACAGUUAAUUCCUCAGUUAGAAAUUCAGGCACACAGAACUUCGAUUUCUUGUCUAAAGAUGCAUAAAUCAGGAAAAUUCUUGAUUAGUGGUGGUGAAGAUGGGAUAUCUUCCAUUUGGGAUUUAUCAACGUUAGUUUGUAAAAUUACAAUCACUAAUAUUGGCGCUUCCAUUACCAAUAUAGAUAUAUCCUCCACCGGUACAAUUUUAGCUAUAUGUACAUCUGAUCUCAAAGUAAAGUUUUAUGAAUUUAAUUCAGGAAAACUUUAUGAUUCAUUGAAAUGUUCAGAUUCGACUGCUUCUUUAUCAUUUGCAUUUUAUCCUGAUAAGUGUUGGUUUGUUUUUUCAGAUAGUGAUGAAAUCUUGAAAAGAAGAUACACUCCUUCACAUUCCAAGACUGAAAUGUCACUUUGGAAAGAGGAGCAAAGAGUGAAGAGAGAAUCAAAUAUGAGAAUAAAAAACCAAGUUUAUGAUAGAAGAGAGAGAGACCAAGAGAAAUCAAAUACUGCAAGAAGAGUACAACCUCAGAAGCGUGAAAGAGGUUGGGAUCGUGACAAAGACAAUAUUGUUAAUAAAAGAGAACGUCUACCUCAAAGAGGUAGUCGGUUUUCAAAUAGACCAUUGAAGCCUAGGAUUUAA
This is a messenger RNA of Vanderwaltozyma polyspora DSM 70294, 1332 nucleotides long. It is a transcript of the gene TEX1, whose product is annotated as Tex1p. The transcript has a single exon. The coding region runs from base 1 to 1332 and encodes 443 amino acids. Gene Ontology annotation, cellular component: THO complex part of transcription export complex. Gene Ontology annotation, molecular function: protein binding. NCBI's taxonomy places the organism in Eukaryota, Fungi, Ascomycota, Saccharomycetes, Saccharomycetales, Saccharomycetaceae. The record is from RefSeq and is a predicted model, not a curated record. Gene Ontology annotation, biological process: mRNA export from nucleus.